Molecule: messenger RNA, 1194 nt
Organism: Aegilops tauschii subsp. strangulata
Lineage: Eukaryota; Viridiplantae; Streptophyta; Magnoliopsida; Poales; Poaceae
Product: probable rRNA-processing protein EBP2 homolog
Biological process (GO): ribosomal large subunit biogenesis; rRNA processing
Cellular component (GO): nucleolus; nuclear periphery; preribosome, large subunit precursor
Source: RefSeq, a predicted model, not a curated record
UGGUAGCGCGCCUCCUCCCCGACCCCGACCCAGACGCCCCCUUCUCCCCCUUCUCGUCCCCGCGUCUCUCCGGCGGCCAGCGACCCUCUCCGGCGAUGACGGUUCCCCGUAAGCAAGCGAAAAUGGUGGAGCUUGAAAAAGAAGAGGACCCCUUGGUCCACGACGAACCCAUGCUGGAUGAUGAUGAUACCGACGAGGACUAUGUGGAGUCAGAGGAUGACGAUUCAGAGGAAGAAUUGCAGGCUGAACCUUCAAAGAAGGCCGUGUACAACAAGGAGGGGCUCCUUGAGAAGCUCGAGGACAUCGCCUGGCCGGAGAAUGUGGACUGGAUGCACAAGCUCACCGUCGACCAUGACCAAGGGGAGAAGGUCGAUGUGAACGACGAUCUUACCCGCGAGCUCGCUUUCUACACCCAGGCUUUGGAUGGCACGAGGCAGGCCUUUGAGAAGUUGCAGUCCAGGAAGGUCCGGUUCCUCAGGCCGGCAGAUUACUACGCGGAGAUGGUCAAGACUGACACUCACAUGCACAAGAUCAAGGGGAAGCUCCUGUUUGAGAAGAAGAAGAUUGAGGAGGCUGAGGAGAGGAAGAAGGCGCGAGAGUCGAAGAAGCGAUCGAAGGAGGUGCAGGCAGAGAAGCUCAAGGAGAGGGCCAAGGAGAAGAAGGAGAGCAUCGAGUCGGUCAAGAAGUGGAGGAAGCAGAGGCAGCAAGGGGGAUUUUCCAAGGGGAAGGAGGACGGGCCAAACCUGAACUUUGAAGUUGAAGAGGGACUCAAGCAGCACAAGAAGCAGAGGCCUGGCGUUUCUCCUGGUGACAGGUCUGGUGGUCUUGCUAAGCGGGGUAAACAAGGAAAGAACCAUAGGUCAAAGGAUUCCAAGUUUGGUCAUGGCGGUCGCAAAGGGAUGAAGAAGCAAAACACUGCUGAGACGACGAAUGACUUCAGAGGAUUUAACAACCAGAAGGGCGAGUCAGGAAACAAGAAGAGGAAGAUGUUUUGAUACAGUGUUGUAAGAGUCUGUCCCUGCUUCCUUGUGACACUAUUAUAUUCUUGUCUUUAUGUUAUUCCGCUGCAGUACUACUCUAUCACUAGAUGCAAAAAUUAGCUGGAUGUAUGGAAUUUGGGGAGGCAGCCCAAACACAAGACAUUUAUCUUUAGCUGUGCUAUUCUCCAUAAGAUGCGGUGUCUUUUGCAUUUAA